GUUCUCCUCAUGUCUCCUUCCGGCCUUCCGCUUAGUCUCUCUAUUCAUCCAUGUCAGCAUGCGUUUCUUCUUGCGUUUAUACUCGAACCUUGACGCUCUACACAUAGGGACGAGGAACAGAGGAAGCCCGGUUUACCCACCAAUCAGUGAGUUGGCAACCCAGCGUCGGUGUGAUCCCUUUCCUGGCCAACUAAACUGACUCCACAGCUCCAGGCGCGCUUCGCUCCGCUAGGACCACCACCAACCGACGAGAUGGCCUCGCCGGCGAGCGCCGACUCCGAUCAGGUACUGGUGGAAGCAAAUGGCUCUACACGGACAUUGAUCUUGAAUAGGCCAAGGCAGUUGAAUGCCCUCUCCUCUGCAAUGGUUACAGAACUCAUGAAGUGUUUCACUUCUUACGAGGAAGACAAUGCAGUUAAAAUGUUGAUUGUGAAGGGGAAUGGAAGGGCAUUUUGUGCUGGAGGUGAUGUCGUUGAAGUUGCCCAGUCUAUAAAUAAGGGUGGCUGGAAAUAUGGUGCUGAUUUUUUCCGUACUGAAUAUUUGUUAAACUAUAUCAUUGCAACUUAUAGAAAACCACAGGUUUCUCUGCUUACUGGAAUCGUCAUGGGCGGAGGUGCUGGUCUUUCUAUACACGGAAGGUUUCGGGUUGCCACAGAGAACACGGUUUUUGCAAUGCCAGAUACGUUAUUGGGACUCUUUCCAGACACAGGGGCUUCUUAUUUUCUUUCUAGACUACCUGGGUUCUAUGGAGAAUAUGUUGGUCUUACUGGUGCAACAUUGGAUGGUACGGAAAUGCUUGCAUGUGGCCUAGCAACUCAUUUUGUCCAUUUGAAUAGGAUGUCGUUGCUUGAAGAAUCACUUAAAAAGGUGGACACUUCUGAUCCGUUUUCUAUAUGUGGAAUUAUCGAUCAAUUUGCACAUCAGCCAUCCCUGAAAGGAAGUAGUGCUCUGAAUAGGCUGGAAAUCGUCAACAAAUGCUUCUCCAAAAGAACAGUGGAAGAAAUCAUAUCCGCUCUUGAACAAGAAGCUCCAAGUCUGGCUGAUGAAUGGGUUACUGUCGCAGUUCAAUCAUUGCGGAAGGCUUCUCCCACUAGUCUGAAAAUCUCUCUUGCAUCGAUAAGAGAAGGGAGACUGCAAACUGUCGGCCAAUGCUUGCGUCAAGAAUACAGAAUGAUUUGCCAUGUGAUACGUGGUGACUUCACCAGAGACGGCUUUGAGGGAGGCAGGGCUAUACUGAUAGAUAAAGAUCGAAACCCAAAGGUCAUGCUACUUCAUAUUUACACUGAAACUCAUGGAUGCCACCAAGUCUUGGUCAAGUGCAUGAUGGGGUCGUUGAAAAAUAUUUCUCCAAGGUUGAUGAUCCACAUUGGGAAGAUCUGAGCCUACCCGCUAGACUUUACCACGGAAGAAGAAUUGUUCCCAGACUUUGAUUGAAGUGAUGAAGUCUCGUGUGGAUGUGGAGGCUUCAGAUGCAAGCGUGCACAGUUGUCCUAGUAAACAUGUUUCCAUGGAGAUAGCUGAUGAAAUAAAUCGAAACUAUACAUAAUACAUCUGCAGAUUAAUUUUUAUUACCACCCACUGAAAUCUUGAUCUUUGUAACUGUUAGGAAGUCUAUAUAAUCCUGGCUGUGGUUCCUCCUAAA
Molecule: messenger RNA, 1642 nt
Organism: Lolium rigidum
Lineage: Eukaryota; Viridiplantae; Streptophyta; Magnoliopsida; Poales; Poaceae
Product: 3-hydroxyisobutyryl-CoA hydrolase 1-like
Exons: 14
Coding region: 253-1380 (375 amino acids)
Biological process (GO): L-valine catabolic process
Molecular function (GO): 3-hydroxyisobutyryl-CoA hydrolase activity
Source: RefSeq, a predicted model, not a curated record